Messenger RNA from Hypanus sabinus (Atlantic stingray), 16223 nucleotides. RefSeq names its product vitamin D3 receptor-like. Gene Ontology annotation, molecular function: nuclear receptor activity; zinc ion binding; vitamin D response element binding. Gene Ontology annotation, cellular component: nucleus. The transcript has 10 exons. The record is from RefSeq and is a predicted model, not a curated record. Lineage: Eukaryota; Metazoa; Chordata; Chondrichthyes; Myliobatiformes; Dasyatidae. Gene Ontology annotation, biological process: cell differentiation; negative regulation of transcription by RNA polymerase II; positive regulation of transcription by RNA polymerase II. Bases 518 to 1840 code for a protein of 440 amino acids.
UGGAGUGGCGGAAAAAGAGAUCGAAGGAAAGGAGUUAGAGAGACUUGGCACGGAGAGCAAGGAGCAAUCAGACUUCAGAUACUGGUACAGGUAGUGAGACAGUCAGGGGUGAAUAGUUAUUCCGAACCACAGCCACUCCCUCCUUGACAGCGUGAAGUAAGUGUUCUCGGUCCGAGUGAACAGUGACGGUGACAGCGGCUAUCAUUUGUGCUGAGAGUCUGACACUGCAACACACGCGCCAGGAGACGAAGAACAAGGUCAUGUGUACAGGGCCUGUCCACGGCAACAACUGAGGUUGACUGGUUCAACACUGGAGAUCAUGCAGAGAUUAGGCUGAUUCUACCCAACAUAGCACUGAGAAGAUGCGACAUCUCCCAGUGAAGUCCUGACGGCAAGCCUUCAGCCUCUCACUGGACCUUCUCCAAACAGUGGAUUACGAAGCCUUUUCAGAAAACAACAGACUGGGAGAUGAAUCAACUGGAACUCAGUGAUCCCACUCCAGCGACAGCAUAAUUACAUGACAGUUACAAGAAUUAUAGAAAUGGAACAGAUGGCAGUGAGCACUUCUGAAUAUCAGCUUGAAGAUGAUGAAUUUGACAGAAAUUGUCCAAGAAUAUGUGGAGUUUGUGGGGACAAAGCAACUGGUUUCCAUUUCAAUGCUAUGACAUGUGAAGGCUGUAAAGGUUUCUUCAGGAGAAGCAUGAAGAAAAAGGCACAUUUUACUUGUCCCUUUAAUGGCAGUUGUUCAAUUACAAAGGAUAAUCGAAGGCACUGCCAAGCAUGUAGACUCAAGCGGUGCCAAGAUAUUGGCAUGAUGAAAGAAUUCAUUUUAACAGAUGAAGAAGUUCAGAGGAAAAAGGAGAUGAUUUUAAAACGGAAAGAAGAAGAAGCCAUAAAGGAGGCUAUGAAACCAAAGUUGUCAGAUGAACAAGAAAAACUGAUUGCCUCGUUGAUUGAUGCGCACCAUAAAACAUAUGAUACAUCGUAUUCGGACUUUCAUGAAUUCAGACCACCGAUACGGACUUCAUUUGUAAUGGAAGCUUCUGGAGAGUCCUUUUCUACUGAGCCACCACAGGAUCUCUGCUCUGACAAUUCAUUAUCUUCCUUUAACUCAUCAUCUUCAGGUGGUUGCAGCCUAUCCAGAGAUAUGUCUCAGAUAGCAGGGUCAUCUUUCUCCGGUUUUGGGAUGGAUGAUGAUGAUGGUAGAAAUUCCAAGGAGUUUGAAGAGCUCUCCAUGCUGCCUCAUCUGGCUGACCUUGUUAGUUACAGCAUACAGAAAGUCAUCGGCUUUGCAAAGGCCAUCCCUGGAUUCAGGGAAUUGUCUACGGAUGACCAAAUUUCCCUUCUGAAGUCAAGUGCAAUUGAAAUUAUUAUGCUGCGAUCAAACCAAUCCUUCUCAUUGGACGAUAUGUCCUGGAACUGUGGAGAUUAUUUCAAAUAUAAUGUAAAUGACGUCACCAAAGCUGGUCAUUCAAAGGAGUUGCUGGAGCCACUGGUAAAAUUUCAGGUUGGCCUAAAGAAUCUAAAUUUGCACGAAGAAGAACAUGUUCUACUCAUGGCCAUCUGCAUCCUUUCACCAGAUCGUCCUGGAUUACAGGACCGUGCUCAAGUGGAACGUAUUCAAGAUGGGCUGUCUGAGACUUUGCAGAUGUACAUUCGGGUCAAGCAUCCAUCCCCUAGUAGUCGGUUGUUGUAUCCAAAGAUGAUCCAGAAGCUGACAGACCUCCGGAGCCUGAGUGAGGAGCACGCCAAACAGUACCGGUUUCUGUCUUUUAAUCCUGCACAUACCAUGAAACUCACACCACUUUUGCUUGAGGUCUUUAGUAAUGAAGAGAAGUGAAUCACUUUCUUUCAUUUCUAACUUAUUUGGUUUGCACAGGGUAGCAGGCUUGGUGGUGCAUCCACAGCAUUUCCUUUGAAAACUAAGAAUCCAGUCAUUAAAUAUGGUACUGAUUAAGCAAUUCUAAAUUAUUAAACCACUCAUUUAAAGAGAGAAGAGGUGGGGUGGUAUUUGCAAAGUUCUGAAACAAUUGCCACCUGCACAGAUGCUGUACAAUGUAAACUCAAUAAUAAUGGUAGAUUUCCCCCUCAUUGAUACAUACUUUUUACAUGUGACUAUACAAGAGCAAUGACAGGAAAUAUGGUAAAUAUUGAUGUAUUAUUGUAUAUAAGCUACAUGCAUCUGUUAUGUUAACUAGCCACAAUAUGAAUACUGUGACCCAUCAUUGCUUGCAGCACGUAACAAGUAUGUGCAGUUAUUACAAGGGAAAGGUUUACCAUUAAAUGAAAAAAAAAACCUGCAGAUGCUGGAAAUCUGAAAUAAAACUAGAACCUGCUGCAAGUGCUCAGCAGGUCAGGGAGCAUUAUGCUUCAGAACAAAAAAAAACAUUUUUUUUUGCUAGCCUUGGCUAUGUUGCCCAUAAACUUUGAAAAGGAAAGACUUUUUACAGUUACACUCUAAAUAUGUAACAUAUUAGAAAUCCCAAAACUUAAGUUGGAUUCAGAGGGAGCAGUUUUCCUUCUCAAAGACAAGAGAGCCAACAUUGUCCAUCCCUUAUUCAGUACAAACUACUACAAAUAUCAAGUGCAGCUUUGGAAGCUUGUACUGUUUCUAAAUGCCAGCAAAAAAAAUACCUACUUCUUAGUCUCUGAGUGUUAGGAUGUGUUGGUCACUGGUGAUGACUGAAAGGAAACUGAUGUCGUAAUUGUUAUAAUCUGCACUUCUGAAGUCCAACUUUAAAAAUAUUUAUAUAAUAUAUAAUUUUAAAAAAAUAUUUCCAAUACUUAAUUGGGAAGUUGCGGCUGAAAUCUUGGGGGGCUCUUAAUGUCCUCUCAGGUCACCAGUAUUUCUACGUACCCUUGAGAAGAAGGGCUGAGUUUUCAUCAACUUUUUCACAAAACUAGAUGUACACUUUCAACAAAUCUGGGUCAUAUAUCACAUGAUGUCAAACAUUCUCUUAUUUUUAUGACUUCUAUUUGAAAAUUUCAGUUUAGAGUUUCCUGCUUUUCAAGAAUGUAUCCUGUGAACGUUGGUUUUUAAACUCAGAAAUUUUUGUGCUUAGUUCCUGCUUUGUACUGAAUUAGUUAAUCCACUUAUGUAGGGGCAUUUGGUCUUAACACCUUUAGUUGAAAGAGAGGUGAGCAAUAAUGUCUGCUCCUGAUAAGUGUAGGUCCAGCUGGAAUAGCAUGUUGCUGGAUGAAGACUUGAGUCUUAUAAUAUUUUCAUAGUAGAAUUUCCAGAUGUGUUGGCGCGUGGCCUAGUGGGCAAGGCAUCAGACUAGUAACCUGAAGGUCACUGGUUCGAGCCUCAGCUGAGGCAGCGUGUUUGUGUCCUUGAGCAAGGCACUUAACAACACAUUGCUCUGCAACAUCCCCGGUGCCAAGCUGCAUGGGUCCUAGUGCCCUUCCCUUGGACAACAUCGGUGGCGUGGAGAGGGGAAGGCCUGCCGCUUGGGCAACUGCCGGUCUCCCAUACAACCCUGCCCAGGCCUGCGCUCUGGAAACUCCAGGCGCAGAUCCAUGGUCUCUCGAGACCGACGGAUGCCACCACCAGAAUUUCCAGUUGCCACUGACCAUUUAGACUAAAUCAAAAACAAUCUCUUGAGUUAUGCAGUGCAAGGCAAAAGGUGACUGUAGAACUGUACCCCUGUGGGUGUUCACGCCUUCAGAUAAGGGGUAAAAAUUAUUAGGAAGAAUACACAUUGCUCCACUUUCCAAUGAUUGGGGAAGCCAUUAAUAUUUAUUCUCUCUUACUGUGGAUUUUAGAAUGAACUGGAAAUGCUGCUGUGACAUCAGGCUGACCUGUCAAACAGAUUGUAACCUUAUUGUCUGUAUAUUGCAGAAUAUGCACUCACUCUAUAUGUACAUAAAACAGAUGUAGUACUUAGAUUUGCUUGUGAAUAUCCCACCCUGUCAAUCAGCUAGAGUCCCUGUGCAGCAGCAGGUAUUCUAUGCACUUAUUCUCUAGAAGCAAGUAACAUUGUUUCAUACUCAGGAAACCGCAUUCCCUUCAGGUUUUAAAGAAAUAGAAAUGUUUAGAGAUAUCUGUUUUGACCUUUGUGGUAUAUUCACUUAUAUCAAGUACUGUGCUGAACUUAGACUCGGGGAGUUGAAAAUAUACAAAUAGGUACCCUAGUGAUUUGAAUCUUAGUAACUUGCAAAAGACAAUCCUUCCUAGCCAGUGUCUAACUGGCUGAUGCUUACAUGGGUGUCCUGCACUUGCUCUAAACUUUACUUUUGAAAUCAGUUACAAAUGAUAGAUGCAAUGAUUCUUACUGCCUUAAAUAUUGAAAAGGGUAUUUGAAAUUAAAAUUGAAUAGAAUGUAUGAAUGACAUCAAAAAAUUGCAUUUACUUGAGUAAAUAAACAAACAGCACUUAUCAACAAAUAGGCAAUUUUUUAAGCAUUAUUGGGAUAAAAAUAAUUCCAGUGUGUGUGAUGACAACCCUGGGGAGAUAAUGAUUCAUAACUGGGUGAAAGCAGUUACUGGUAUAUACAUCAUAAUGGAUCUCUAUAUCAUUCAUGUAAAAGUAUACCACGGGCAAGAAGCAGCUUCUGGACCUAUGCAAGUUGACAGUUAGGAAAAAUGACUGCUUUAUUUCUAAUGGAGCAUGUUUUAGGAUUAUCUCUAGAGGCUGUAUUAUAAUGGAAAUUGACUAGAAAUUCAAUCACGUAAUGAAAAGUGUUUUCCUCUGGAAUGAAAUGCAGUAGUGACCAUUUCUAGAUCAUUUGCAGGAAUUCAAUCGAGCAUAUCCAGUUCUGAAUCAUCCUUGCAUCUCUGACGUGAUUUUUUCCAUUAUAGUCAUGCACAAGAUCCACAUGCAGCCCUCACCCGGCUUUAACCGUUCUAGCCAUAAUUCCCCCAACUCCCAAAUUGCACUAAUUCCUUCCCCCACCCCAUCCCUAUCUAUACCAAGACUGCAAUCCACACAAUCACCUACCCUCCCUCCAAACCUCCCCAAUUGUCCUGACCACCCACUUGAUCUUUUUCCUCUCUGACCACCGCUCCAGCCCUCAACCACUAGUCACCACUGUUGGUGCCCCACUGCUGGAUUCACAUGAAUUUCUAGGCUAUUGGUAACCUAAUUUCAGCACAAGAUGAUGAAGAGACCUGUGUGAACCAUCCCAAAAUAUCUGAGAAUACAUGGUUAUUUUUUCAUCCAGCAUGUUUUAUACUUGGAAACUGACAUUCUGGGUUGGGAAAAAUAAAUUUACCAAAUAGAAAUCAGGAAAAUAAAUUUAUAUUUUGUAAAAUGUAUAGUUUUAUCUUAUACAAAAAGAAAAGUAUAUUUUAUAGAGGGUUGUUAUUAUUGAGUAAAAUAAGAGAGUUUUACUUUAAGAGCAGAACUUUUUAUCCCCUCCUCCGAAAGUUACAGAGCCUCUGUUUGUGAGCUCAGUUCUGUAGGUGUAAAAAAGUGUAAUGUUAUUUCUGAUUUAGAAGAUAUUUGUUCAGCAUAUAUGUAAAUAGCAUCCUGCUGCGUUAUUCAGGGCUUGCUUGACUACAAAGUUAAUAGUUUAUGCUGAUGAUGGGCAAAUCUGCAAUUAAAUUUUAAUGAAGUGGUGCUUUUUCUUUAAUGUCCUGGUCACAUGUAGAUACAUCUGUUCCUAAUGAACUAACAAUAAUCCUUCCACAUCCCUCUCCCAAAUAUUACACAACUGUAUCUUUAUUUUUAAAAACGUAAGAGAAUUUAUAUUCUAUUAAGUCAGGAACUGCACAAGUUCUUUUCAUAACUUGGCAGAGUAGGAAUUUUUUUAAAUGAUCAUUUGCAUAUUGCUUCAUAGAUCUUCUUCUGCUAAAGUUAUUUUUAUAAUGUUAAUCCUUUGAGGGAUGUCUGUAUUGCUUCAUUCCACAUCUUCUUACCACCGCAACAAUACAGCCCAGCUCAGUGAGAUUUAGGGAAAUCAUAUUCUGUGCAUUCAUUUGUGGUUUGUCCAUUGUCAUUGUCAAUGAAGACCUCGACACCAUUAAUGAUGGUGUCAAGACUAGCGCUUGAUUUGGAUUUAAGUGAGGGAGAGUUGCACAGAAUAUUAUUUUAUCUAUGUGAAUACUGUACUCACAAAGUCUUCAAGUUCUGCAUUUUGCACUUAAUAAUGUAGGCAUAUUUUUGGCAUAUUUAAUUCCUCUUGUGUAAAGACCAAGGAAACCAGUAACUAAGAAUAGGAUUGAUUGAAUGUAUGGUCUCUGUUUGCCAUUAUACAAAGAGGAGCCCAAGUGCCAGCUUAAGAAACAAUUUGGUUGUUUCAUGCUGUUACCUAUCAUCUGUCAGAUUCACAUUCUGAUGUAAUGCUGAAUAUAUAGCAAACCUCAUAAAUUCACUAAACCAUCACAAAUAUUUUGUGAAUUCAGUUUAAUUGCAGUCCAAGGUAAUGUCUUUGACAAUGCCUUGCUCCCAGCUGGUACUUUGGCUAUUUCUCUGGAACUUUACAAAUCCUGCCCAGUUUACAAACACCCAACACAGAUACAGCCUGUACAUACGAAAGAACAGUUGGGAGACUGAUGGAAUGGAUUUACCAGCUGCUGCGAGUCUGUUGACAUCUUCUGCAUGUGGGUACUGGCUUUGCAGCUGCAUUUCGGGUCAUGAACAGCUCACAGGAAUGGAAUGGAGAUUACCUGUAUACUGGUUUAGUAUAUGAAGAAUGUAGUAACAGGAAAAGAUAGAUUUGUGUUAUCCUUUGAAUGUUCUGGUCCAACCCGUUUAAACCACAUGUUCAGUGUCUCCCUUCAUAUCAUAAAAAAAUAGUGCCAGAACACAGGUUCAGGAGUAUUAUGCAAGAGUAUAUUACACAGCCUACUCAUAAUAUAAGAUAUAUUAAGGAUAAUGACUUCUGCAGAACGUGUUAAACUAGAAUAUACUCAAACUACACUAGAUAGAAGAUGUAGAUCACAUGACACUGAAUAGAUAUUUUGUUCUUUUGGAGCUGGAAUUGUGUUAGGAAGUAUAUUUUUAGCAAUUGCUCGAUCAUCUGCAUUGCUGAUUAUAAGGAAGGUAAUUAUUUGAGCACAUGUUUAAUAACCUGUUCUGGCAAGCUCCAGGUGCAAUUUUCCUCUUUAAGUAACGUCAAACACAAAAAACAGCAAAGCCAGAAGAAAAGAGAAAUGUAUAGCUGCAUCCUUGACUGAGGUCAGUGGAGGGAAUUUUUUUUUUACCCCAAGCCAUAAGAGUCACAUAUUCUGUAGGACUCCAAGAUUUCCUUUGAGCUGCAAAGAUAGCUUCUUUGAUAAAUAAGUAAGACAGAGAACCUCAGCCCGCAAUAAUGAAUAUUCUUCUUUCAUAUUAGAUGUUUACUUUAAUAUUAAGCUCUGCAAAUGUAUCUUGAUUUUUAUUUAAUGAUGGCUGUGUGCAUAUUUUAGUUAUCACACCCACUAUGCACUCCAGAGGGAAGAUUUUAGGACAGCGCUAUAAUGAAAAAGAACCACAGUGCUACCACCUAUCUUGUGUCAAGUGCCUUAAUUUUAAUCAUUUUAUGUGGAACAUGGUGGAUUUCCAUAAAUCAACCUCAUCCAUAUAUUGUUAGAUACUAAACUCACAUUGAAUUGUUGGCCCAUGUUUUAACUAAACCUCAGAUUCUUCUCUUGGAGCAUUUGCUCUGCACUAUCUGCCAUCUUUAUCAUUUAGACUUUGGCCAAGUAACAUAAUUUUAAUUAUUUCUAGCUCUGCAACUGAUCAAGCCAGUCCAUUAUCAUAGAGCUAAUGCUUCAACCAGUACAGUUACAUAUAAAAUAUUUUAUGGCACCUGUAAAGUUGUCUGUGUUCUGGUCUCUUAAGCAAUAUUGCCAAAGCACGGAUUACCCAAGCGUUUGCUCUGUUGCUCCUUAUUGAACUUCAUUGCUAAAUUUGUCUAUGUGACAACAGUGACUGUAUUUCAAACUUUAAUCAUUAGCAGUGGAGCUGUUUGGGACAUUGUACUGCAUAUUUCAACUGUGUUUAAAAAUCUGCCAACCAGAACUAGUGCUGGUUACGGGGAGAUCACGGAGAGGGUAAAGGUUAUUAGCUUGGUAGGACCAGGGCAAGUUUGAUGAGAAAAGUAAGUGGCCCAACUUACUAGGUGUGUGAUCAGGCAGAAAGAUCAGAACUGGGGGAAGUCUACAAGAAAUAUUGCAGUUGGGUGAAGGGAUUGGUGGAAGCAGUGCUGUUUGAGGAGAGUAUAUAAGAAAGGCUAGGGGAGGGGUAGGAUGAAGUUUGCACCCUGCAUCAUUUGUGUGUGCCUAAGGAGACACGAGUGGGAUCUGGGGUGGAAGGGGGUGAGUGGGAAUGGUGAGGAGUUCAAUGUGUUGGGAAAAUAUCCAAAAUGAUGCAAAGUAACUGGGCAAACACGAGGAAAUCUGCAGACGCUGGAAAUCCAAACAACACACACACAAUGCUGGUGGAACACAGCAGGCCAGGCAGCAUCUAUAAGGAGAAGCAUUGUUGACGUUUCGGGCCGAGACCUUUCGUCCUGACCCAAAACGUUGACUGCUCCUUUCAAUGAAUGCUGCCUGACCUGCUGAGUUCAUCCAGCAUUUUUGUACCCCUCAAUUACCUGCCCCUCCUCCUAGAUUCUACCAUACCUACAGACUUGGGACGGUUUACAGCAAUCUGUUAACCUACCAACCUGCACAUUUUUGGGACAUGGGAGGAAACUGGAGCACCCAGGGGAAACCCAUGCAGUCGUUAUGAGAAUGUGCAGAUGAAGCGUUUCAACCCUAAGCAUCAACUGUCCAUUUCUUUCCAUGGGUACGACCCGACCUGCUGAGUUCAUCCAGUGUUUUGUGUGUCACAUUUGGUCAUUUAUCAAAUUUCUGGCAGACGGAUCUCCCAGUGGCCACCCAUUUUAAUUCCACUUCCCAUUCCCAUUCUGAUAUGUCAGUCCAUGGCCUCCUCUAUUGUCGUGAUGAGGCCACUCUCAGGUCGGAAGAGCAACAUCUUAUAUUCCAUCUGGGUAGCCUCCAACAUGAUGGCAUGAACAUUGAUUUCUCAAAUUUCCAGUAAUGUUCCCCCCCCCCUUCACCAUUUCCCAUCCCCUUUUACCUCUCUCAACUUACCUAAAUACCUGCUGAUCACCUCCCUCUGGUGCUCCUCCCUUUUGUUUCUUCCAUGGCCUUCUGCCCUCUUCUAUCAGGUUUCCCCAUUCUCCAGCCCCGUAUCUCUUUCACCAAUCAACCUCCCCACUCUUUACUUCACCCCUCCCUUCUGGUUUCCCCAUCACCUUGUGUUUCUUCCUCCCAUCCCUUCUAACUCUGGUUCCUUAUCUUUUUUUCUCCAUCCUGCCAAAGGGUCUUGGCCCAAAACGUCGACUGUAUUCAUUUCCAUGGAUGUUGCCUGGCCUGCUGAGUUCCUCCAGCAUUUUGUGUGUUUUUCCACAAGAAAUUAAUCACUGUGAUUCUGAAGUGUACUUUUCACCAUUCAACACUCUUAGCCUAAUCAGGUUGGAAUUGCACUGUUUCCAGAGCAGGACCCAGCCAAACUCUAGGAACUUGACUUAGGAGAGGUUUCUUUGCUUUCUCUUCUUAAUAUCACUCGAUAUGUUCACAACUUGACUCAACACUUGUCACACCCUCCCCUCCUUACACCACCCACCACUUCGCCCCAACCAGCUGCCAAUUGUGGACCCAGACCCUAAUGUGACAUCUAAGCCUACUUAACUUACUAAUCACAUCUCCUUCACAUUCCACCCACUCCACUGCUGCCUAUUUACUGAAACUUGAAUACUGCAAAGUUUCAUCAAACUGGCUUUAAGCUGUCAGAAGGCUUGAGUUACCAAAAACUCUUGACUCCUUCUGUCUCAUACAAGAUGUACUAGUGAAUUACAAAUUCAGAUGAUUGGGAUAUCACCCUUUGGAAUGUGGGACAGUUAGAAGAUACUGUGUGAAAUUAUUAACAGAAAUUGUAAAAUUAAAUUGAUACGAAUCUUACAGCAUUCGCUCAGUUUUCUUUGCAGUUUGUUCAAAUAGUGAUGGAACACAGAUGUCUUCAUCUUUACAUUUAUUCACAAUACUAUCUGAUAGAAGAUCAUCUGUCACUCACUCCCUCUAAGUUCCUUUCAGACUGCAUGUUUGAGUUUAAAUAUAUUUGUUCUUGGCACUAUAUGUGAAUAAAUUGCCAUAGUUGAUCAAAAUCACAUAUGUUUUGAGCAAUUGUUAGAGUUUAAUGUUUGUGGAAAUAGAAUUUGUUCCAUCAGCACCUACUCCCCUGCAAAAGAAACAACCAUUAAUACAACGUAAGAACAAAGAUGAUUAUCAACCUGGAAGAAAACUCUUGGAUAACAUCUAUAUAUUUUUUUAAAAUGCUGUAAAGCAUUUGUAUCAUUGAGAUGUUAUGGCAAUACACUUUAUAUAAGAAAUUAAAAUAAUCUGUAGUAAUCUGCAUAAAGUUAAUUGACUUAAUAUUACUCAAUAUUCUAAAAUAAUUGACAAUGUAUUAACACAAUUUCCAUUGGUCAUCCUGUUUUGACUUUAUAGAAUUCUUUGAUUUCAUGUACAUUUUGAGUAAGUUGACAAUCAGAUCCAACAGUUAGACAUUCAGUUUAUUAAUAGGUGAAAUAAAUAACCUUGAAAUUAAAAGCUUGAAGAAAUGAAUAUAAUUAAUUUAACUUGACUGAAUAGUUGUCUGGGAAAAUAAGGUGGAUUUUGCAGAGAGUGGCUUUUGGCGAUGAAGUUCUAUUUACUGGUGUCAAGUGUUAAUAUGAGUGGGGGUAAGGGUGCGGCUGCUAAAGUGCAAUGUGUAAAAUAUAAUUUGUAGAAUUUUAUAUUAGGAUAUUUGUGUCUGUUACAUGCUGUUUUAACAGAAUUAUUACUCCUAUCACAAUGUUGCCUUAAUGAAAUAAAGUAACUUUUAAAUAUAGACGGGAAGCAAUUCUGCAAAGAGAUUGAGAUGGGAUGGGAAUCUUCAGAUGUUUAAAGAAUAUCAAAAUUGACUAGUUAAGUGUAUCUUUUAAAAUAUUCCUCAUUCUUUUCAUACUCCUGUUUCAUGGGACCUGUUCUUUGUUUUUUUUUAAAGCUAUAUGUAUAGUCGGAGAGAUCUUGGACUGAAUCAGGUCAAAUGAUUGUGUUUCCAUUCCUUCCUAUGAUUGUAUAUGGUGCAUGUAAAUUAAUUAAGAAUCUUGGACUCCAACAUGGACCUGAGCUAAUGUAGAAAAAGAUAUGCUCUGUACUUGAUUGAUUGAAAUUAAUUAUGCUUGGUAAAUGUUCUGUUUUUAUAUCCAUUCAAGGGAUGUGGAGUUUGAAGGCUGAGCCAACAUUUAAUUGCCCAUCCCUAGUUUCCCUUGAGAAGGUGGCAGUGAGCUUCCUUCUUAAACUACUGCAGUUGUCGAGGUGUGGGUAUACCCCUCGAUACUGUUAGGUAGAAAGUUACCAGCAACAGUGAAGGAAUGGCGAUUAAUUUGCCUGUUAGAAUUACAAGGCAGAUUUGUAUUGAAUUAAUCUAAAAUUUCCAGUCUGUUGAUGGUAACAUUAAAAUAUGCACUAGAGAAAAUAGCUAUAAUGUUGCACAGCAUGAAGAUCUGGUUGAAAUAGCCUCUGUUUCUCCUGAAGCCAGCUUGCUCUUUCCUCAAGCACACAUCAACAGCAUCUGUAAUCUGCUGGACAAUGACUUCGGCGAGAAUCUUGCUGGGCACUGACAAAAGUGUGAUGCCACACCAGUUGUUGCAAUCACUUAGUGCUCCUUUCUUGAGGAUCCUAACAAUGACCCACUUUGUCCAGUUCUUGGGUACUUGUCUCCAUUUCCUGAUGUGGUUGCAGGAUGGCUGUUGCAACUUUUGGUUCAGCUUUGAACAAUUUGUCAUGUCCUGGAGCUUUGCUGUUCUUUAAUGAUUUAAAUACAGCAACAAUCUCUUCUUUCUUGGGUGGAUCUGUGUUAACAUUGAGGCCCUCUGUCGCCUCUUGUAUGUCAGUUUUUUCAUCUGGUGAUGGUCUAUUCAGUAAUUCUCUGAAAUACUCCGUCCAUCAUGCUUCUUGCUCUUUCUUAGUUGUCAAAAGCAGACCGUUCUUGGUCUCAUACGGGACCACUAGAUCUGGCCUGGAACUUUCCAUGUACCAGUUUUGAAAUCUUGUAUAUAUCUCUCUGGUCACCUCGAUUGGUUGCUUCUUUGGCCUGCAGUGCAAGUUCUUCCAUGCAGACUCUCUUAUCCUUUCUUACAAAUCUCUUCAUUUUUUUGUUAGCUAAUUGAAUAAGACCUUGAGUCUUAUUGACUUUGCAUCUAGCACUUUCUUAAUUUUCCAUCUUUCUUGUAAGGCUGCCCAUGUUUCCUGCUGCAUCUAUUCUUUGUUUUUCUUUCCAGCUCUGUAUCCUAGACAGGCCUUGCUGCUGCUCUCCUUGAAGACUGAAGCAAUCCAUUUCCACAUUGUGUCAAUCCUGUCUACUGACAAAUCCUCAUCAAGGUCUUGCAAGGCCUGGAAUCUGUUCCUAAGCUGAAUGGUGAAGGCAGAUCUCACUCUUGCGGCCUUGAGUGUCUUAACUUCAAGAUGUCUUUGUGCAUGUGUUCUGGUCCCAGUGCAUCUCAGCUUGACUUUCAUCACUGCUACAACAAGGUGGAGAUCACUUCCUGUUUCUGCUCCUCUCUUCAUCUUUAGAUCCUGCAAGGAUCAUCUCCACAUACUAUUGGUCAUUAAAUGGCCAGUCUGGUUCUUGUCACAUCCAUUGGGUGAGCACCAUGUCAGUUUGUGGAUUUCAUGGUGUGGAAAGAGUCUCCCUCCUAUAACCGGAUAAAUACCAGCAGGCGUAAUGGGCAGUAAGUAAGUAAGUGAAAAUGUUUAGACAUAAUCAUUUUGUGUAGAAAAUGAAAGCAACAACAUACAUACCCAUUCAUUGCCAUCAGUGACAAUCUAAGGAGUUUGUGUUUGAGGUCAGUGUAAUGCAUGCUUUUAAAAAUUGGGAGUGGGAUUAACAAAUAUCACAAACAAAUGAUUAUACAUGGGAGAGAAGCCGAAGUAAGAUUUGACAUCUUACUCAUUCACAAAAAUAGAAUUUGAAGAUUAUUGCCUACACUCAAUAAUUUUUUUUACUUCAAAACCACUCAAUCCAUAUUUUUAUAGAGUGGUUGGAAUCUGUAGUAUGCUACCUGAAGGAGCGGUGGAGACAGAUAUUCUCACAACAGUAUGACAUAUUUGGACAAGCACUUGAAUCGCCAAGAUAUUGAAGUCUCUGAACUUAAUAGGAUUAAUAUAGAUAGGCGUAAUAGCUGGUGUGGAUAUUUAGGGCCGAAUGGCCUGUUUCUAUGCUAUACAGCUCUGCGUUGGCGCGUGGCCUAAUGGGCAAGGCAUCAGACUAGUGACCUGAAGGUCACUGGUUCGAGCCUCAGCUGAGGCAGCGUGUUUGUGUCCUUGAGCAAGGAACUUAACAACACAUUGCUCUGCGACGUCACCGGUGCCAAGCUGCAUGGGUCCUAGUGCCCUUCCCUUGGACUACAUCGAUGGCGUGGAGAGGGGAAGGCCUGCAGCUUGGGCAACUGCCGGUCUCCCAUACAACCCUGCCCAGGCCUGCGCCCUGGAAACUCGACCGAUGGAUGCCACCACAGCUCUGUGAUUCUAUAUUUCAAAUUAUUUGCAUAUUUCCUUAAUUGUUUUACUUUGCUGAAAAUUAAUUUUAAUUUGUUAGGAAUCUUGAUAAAAAUGUGAAUUUCUGUUCUAGUGGGUUGGUAGUUCAAAUUAGUGUUCAUCAAUCAAUCAGCAUUGAGAUUGGAGUUAUUCUUGGUAGCCCUACUAAUCAAUUUCUUAAUAAGCUACCAACUAAUGAAAGAUACAUCAGGAAACAUUAUGCAAAUCAUAUGGGUAGGUUCCAAUUAGUGUGAGAAGUUGCUUGUUAAACCAUGACUUCUGGGAAACAAAAACACCAGUCUGAAAGCUUUUACACAUAUCCAGUAUGAGUACAAUUUGUGUUACUUUUAUAAGGAAAAGAAAUGGACAGACAAAAAAAAAGCAGCGGCACACUCUAACCACUGCAGGCCUCAUCAAAUCAUAUGCGAGUGUCAGGGAGAUGUGUGGUCAUCAUGUCCUGCUGAGAACUGAAAAUUGUGUACAAUCUCUACACUCCAUGAGGAGAGAGGUUGGCCCUAUCCAACAUAAGAAUAUUAAAGGGCUGUUCUAUGUAAUAGAUGGGAUAAGAAGAUGGAUUUACCAAUAACCUACCUCACACAUAAUGUGAAGGAAUUGGAUAUCUGCAUAUGUCAGCACUGCCCAUUGUAUACUGUUUGUAAAUACACUGACAAACCAUUAUUAACUACUUCAACUUGCAUAGGAGCAUUUAGGUACGCACCAAAAGAGUAUGUGUGCUUUCUCUUAGAUAGGAUUAUUGACACUUCAGCUGCCAUGCUAAGGAAUGUUUUGGCAGCUAACGAGGCCUGCACAAAUCGUGCAAGAUGAAUGUUUAAAAUUCAGCUCCUGAAACUCAUCCAACCUUGGAACAACAUGAUUCAAUAUUGCCACUGACAAAUAACUGUUCCUUGUGGGUGAUUUUUGUUAAUAUAUCUCUGUCUGAGCAUAACCAUUGAAUCCAUGGAUCUUAUGUUCUAUCUAUGGUUCAGAGAACCUAUUGAACUCAUCUAUUACUACAGGUGUUAACUUCAGCUACCUCUGGAUAUUUCCAAACAACACAAUAAUAGAUUUUCUUAAUGUCAUCUACCCCUCAUGGAUUGAUUGUCAUUCUUUGUCUUGGCUCACUUUAGUUACUGACAGUUGUCAAGUAUUUUUGCAGUGGAGCAAACCGCACGACUGACAUUUGAGAGCCUCAUUUACACCAUUCUCUAAAUCCCAGUUGUUUUUGGCUUUUUAUGUUUCCUGUUAUUCUGUCAGUUGUUAAGGAUGUCAUACUCCAUUAUGAGUUUGCAUUUUUAAGGAUAAGGAAAAGUAUAAUACUUAAAGUGUAUGAUUCAGUGGAAUGUAAAAAGAAUCAGUAGGCUAUAGCAUCUUCAACUUGGCCCUAAAUUCACUAAAGUUCAAGUUGGAGGUUGAAAACAAUCAGUAGGGUAUGAUGUUGAAGAUUCCCUGCCUCCUAAAAUUAUAUUGACUAUAUUCAUUUAAGGUAACCCAAGUUUACAGGAUUUCAUAAAAUGUGAUUCCAGUACUUGAUAACUUAAACAUUUGGAAAGGAUGUGUGGUGUUUGAAUCAAAUUCAAAAUCUCCAGUUCUCUCUAGCCUCUAAGAUGUUAAACAGUACCUCAGCAUUAACUGAUUGAGUUUAAAUCCCUUGGGGUCAUUUAUAUUGAAGGAGAGGCCACAACGUCAAAAAUGGAAGAAUAGUCAGGGACAAUCCUCAACCCUGAUGGUUUAUUGGAUAAAUAAUUCUAUUGUACUGAGCCAAAUAGACCAGGUAUAAUCCUCGGUUUCUGUUGAAGUAGCUGCUCUUAUCAGGAUUAAUUGUGACAUCACUUCAAUUGACCGCUUAGAGGGACAAGAAAUGAGUCAGAUUUCUAGUGUGUGUGUGUGUGUGUGUGUGUGAGAGAGAGAGAGAGAGAGAGAGAGAGAGAUUUGUGUGUGCUAAGUAUAGUCUGACAUGAUUCCCAUUGUUGAAUAGUCUACUGACACUGCAGACAUGUACCAAACUCCAUUACAAGUUAGCACUUUUAGGAAGGGGAGGGGAAGGUGGUAAUAGUUUAAGAAAAAUAUUAGACAGAAUGUUCUGAAUACUAAGAAUUGAUGAGCUAUACACCCUAUUGAUUUCAAAGAGUGAGUUUGACUUUAGCUUAAAUUUAUAACUGCAAAUGUUGGAGAUUUUUAAGUUCAAAUGUAAUCCUUUUCUGCAAAUACAACUAAAUUAAAAAUAUUAUUUACAGUUUUCAAUGUUAGAAACCUCUUGUUUUUCUAUAUUAUUGUUUAGAAAAACAAUCAAAAUAGUAGAUGCUGGAGAUCUGACGUAAAAACAGAAAAUGCUGGAAAAAGAUCAGUUGAAAAUCUGUGGAGAGAGAAUGUUCAAAAGCAAUGACUUUGUUUUCUUGCAUGUUUUCUUCUGCAUUGUCACUUCAACUUGCAAAUGUUAUAGUUGUUUUGUACAGUGUGUGAAGAAGGUUCCCAGCACUCUGCAAUUGAUACUGUUUUUACUUAUAUCCAUAAAAAUAAUCUAGUUUUCAAUUGAUUGGUUUCACACUUGAGUCCUUUCUGAUUUGAGCCAAAUUGGUUUUGUUCAUUUUAAAUUGUUUUGACAAAAGUGUCUUUGUAUUUCCUUCAUGUUUUGUUUCACUUUAUUGUAAUUCUUUAUAAAGAAUUAUUGUACAGAGAAUGUAAUUUGAAACUCUAGUAAAGAUAUAUGAAAAAUA